Messenger RNA from Suillus clintonianus, 494 nucleotides. RefSeq lists its product as uncharacterized. Lineage: Eukaryota; Fungi; Basidiomycota; Agaricomycetes; Boletales; Suillaceae. The transcript is spliced from 2 exons. The record is from RefSeq and is a predicted model, not a curated record. Bases 20 to 454 code for a protein of 144 amino acids.
UAACAAUUCGAAGAACUUCAUGGUGGGUCCGAUUGAUGAUCACGAUACACAGCUUCAACUUGAAAGCUUCAACGACAGGGGCAAGAUGGUGCUCAAAAUAGGCGGCUGGGCGUUCAGCUUCGAGCAAGUGCGCACAUGGUUAGAGAAGCAGGGACAGCAAUACCAGCACUUGCAGGACGAGUACCUUUCUGGAGAUCUCAACUUUUGGUUCAAAGAGAGAAAUAUAGAUUAUAUGUGGGCCAUCCCCACCGACUAUCCUCGAGGGAGCUGUCAGCCAGUCAUCGUAUUGGCUCGAAGGCAGAGAGAAGAUCCCAAGUCAACGGUGGUCCAUUUCUCUCGCUUCAUGGAGCUGGAUGCGGACCGUGACGUGAAGAAGCAGGUGAUGGAAGAGAGUGGGCUGAACGAUGAGGACCUGCCUUGGAUCACUAUCGCGGACCCAUAUUUCAAGUGCUGACAUUGUCGUCCUGAUGCAAACUAAAUCGAAGUGGGCUCGG